UCUUUCGUUGUCGGUCUCCGGGAGUAAACGCUCUGCACGACGAGCUUCUGCUUCGGUCGGCGAUUGGCGAGCGAGAGGGAAUAGUGCGGGAGCUUUGGUCCGUGAGCCAUGGCGGCCGCCUCUCAGUUCCUGUGCUCUGGCGUCAAGCCUCUCCACCUAGAUGUCACUACCACUAGAAGCACUGGUCGCCGUCGAACGCCCGUCGUGCGCUUCAAGCCUCGGAGAUUCCGAUUUUUCGCUGUCUCUACUGAGCCGAAGCCCGCUAAUGGUGGACUUUCACCUCGAGCCAAUUCGUCUCCGAACUCCAAUGGAACUACGAAUAGGUUCGGGAAUGUAUCGGAGGAGAUCAGGCGGGUUCGGGCGCAAAUGGAGGAGGAUGAGCAGCUGGCGACGUUAAUGCGAGGGCUUCGUGGGCAGAACCUCAGGGAUUCCCAGUUUGCGGAUGAGAAUGUCCAACUCCGUCUUGUUGAGGUACAAGCAAAGGAGAGCAGUGAGACACUGCCCUUAAUCUAUGACCCUGAUAUCAUUUCAGGAUACUGGGGAAAGCGUCCAAGAGCUGUUGCAACACGUAUUAUACAGUUGCUCUCUGUUGCUGGUGGGUUUCUUUCCCAUUUGGCCGCCGAUCUGAUAAACAAGAAGAUUAAAGAGAAUGAAGUUGCAAGGGCCAUUGAAUUGAGGGAGAUCGUGACAUCUUUGGGUCCAGCUUAUAUAAAACUUGGGCAAGCAUUGAGCAUUCGUCCUGAUAUCUUAUCUCCUGCAGCAAUGACUGAACUACAAAAGCUCUGCGAUAAGGUUCCUUCUUUUCCAGAUGAUAUAGCAAUGGCCCUUAUCAAAGAAGAACUUGGUCAGCCAUGGCAUGAAGUCUACUCUGAGCUUACUUCCUCCCCGAUUGCUGCUGCAUCUCUGGGGCAAGUAUACAAGGGACGCCUAAAAGAAACUGGCGAGUUAGUUGCUGUCAAAGUGCAAAGGCCAUUCGUACUCGAGACAGUUACUAUUGAUCUAUUCAUUAUCCGAAAACUAGGAUUGGUGUUGCGAAGGUUUCCGCAGAUCUCCGUUGAUGUUGUUGGAUUGGUAGAUGAAUGGGCUGCUCGCUUUUUUGAGGAGCUUGAUUAUGUGAAUGAAGGAGAAAAUGGAACUCUCUUUGCUGAAAUGAUGAGAGAAGACCUUCCUCAGGUUGUCAUACCAAAGACUUACCACAAAUAUACAUCAAGAAAAGUCCUUACAACACAAUGGAUUGAUGGAGAAAAAUUAUCACAAAGUACAGAAAGUGAUGUUGGCGAAUUGGUCAACGUUGGUGUCAUAUGCUACCUAAAACAGCUACUGGAUACUGGCUUCUUCCAUGCUGACCCUCAUCCUGGAAAUAUGAUACGUACCCCUGAUGGGAAACUGGCUAUACUAGAUUUUGGUCUUGUGACAAGGUUGACUGAUGAUCAAAAGUACGGAAUGAUAGAGGCGAUUGCUCAUCUUAUCCACCGUGAUUAUAAAGCUAUAGUUAAGGACUUUGUCAAGCUUGAUUUCAUUCCUGAAGGGGUUAAUUUGGAUCCGAUCUUGCCUGUCUUGGCUAAAGUGUUUGAUCAGGCCCUUGAAGGAGGGGGUGCAAAAAAUAUUAAUUUUCAGGAGUUAGCUUCUGAUUUGGCCCAAAUAACAUUUGAUUAUCCAUUUCGGAUACCCCCUUAUUUUGCUUUGAUCAUCAGAGCUAUUGGUGUAUUAGAAGGCAUAGCAUUGGUUGGAAAUCCUGAUUUUGCUAUUGUGGAUGAAGCAUAUCCAUACAUCGCACAGCGACUUCUAACUGAUGAAUCCCCAAGGCUGAGAAAUGCAUUGCGGUAUACUAUAUAUGGGAAAUCAGGAGUAUUUGACGCUGAAAGAUUCAUUGAUGUCAUGCAAGCCUUUGAGAAUUUCAUAACUGCAGCUAAAAGUGGAGGCGGGGAGGACCUGAAUGGAAAUAUGGCUGAGCUUGGAGUUAUACAAACCAGCUUUUUAGCUUCGGGCUUUCCAUCUAUAAUUUCUCAGCCUCAGCAGCCAAUUAAGACGAGAGCAGCACUGGCAUUUCUCCUCUCUGACAAAGGGAACUUCUUCCGUGAAUUUCUAUUAGAUGAGAUUGUUAAGGCAAUAGAUGCUAUUUCAAGAGAACAAUUGGUGCAGAUAGCGACAGCCUUGGGUAUACGAAACUCAGCACCAGUUUUCAGUAUGGUUCCUCUCAGACGUGCGGCGUUGCUACCUACCAUAACUGAGGAGGAUAAAGUUAUUCUGAGCAACGUUGAAAAAGUAGUAAAAUUUUUAACAUCUGAAACUACAUCAUCAUUGAAUCAGGAUGUAAACAUAGUCUACAUUGUCCAAGAGCUUCUCCCAGUCUUGCCUGGCAUCUCUGCAAAAUUUCUCCCUGAAGUGAUGAGCCGGUUAUCUUCUAGAGUGCUUGCCCGGUUGAUCAGGGAGACAUUUUUGUAGUGCAUAGAAGCCUCAGUUUUCCUUUCCACAGGUAACAGACCCAACUACUAUUACAGUUAUAUAUAAAUUUUACACUUUUACGUCACUGAAAUUCCUUAAGCGAGAUCAUCGUCAUCAUUAUUAUUGUAUAAUGUAUAUUAUACGACAACUAAUUAAUAGCAACAAAAAUAGAAUAUCUGAUAAUGAA
Molecule: messenger RNA, 2632 nt
Organism: Dioscorea cayenensis subsp. rotundata (Guinea yam)
Lineage: Eukaryota; Viridiplantae; Streptophyta; Magnoliopsida; Dioscoreales; Dioscoreaceae
Exons: 13
Coding region: 109-2445 (778 amino acids)
Biological process (GO): protein phosphorylation
Cellular component (GO): chloroplast
Molecular function (GO): ATP binding; protein kinase activity
Source: RefSeq, a predicted model, not a curated record